GUAAAAUAUGGCUGCGCCCAUUUGACACUCGUGAACUCGAAGUUGAUUGUCUGACAUAGCUUUUGUUUUGUUUAAGUUAAACUUAUAGCAUUUUCCAGUACCCUACAGAUACAUAUGCAUUAAGUUUAAAAUGCACAUUUAUUGAUUCAUAUUUUGAGAUUUCAUUAAAGUUCAUUCGGUGUUCUAUUCAGUUAGAACACUCGUGAACUCGAAGUUGAUUGUCUGACAUAGCUUUUGUUUUGUUUAAGUUAAACUUAUAGCAUUUUCCAGUACCCUACAGAUACAUAUGCAUUAAGUUUAAAAUGCACAUUUAUUGAUUCAUAUUUUGAGAUUUCAUUAAAGUUCAUUCGGUGUUCUAUUCAGUUAGCCUACGUGUUGAUUGUCCCAUUUGUAGCCUUGAUGGUCUAAAAAAAUAUAGUUCUAGAUUUUAACCCUUGAUUAAAUUUUGACGACGUCGAUCGACGUUCUCACGUAAUGUACAUGCGGUUGAUGUGACAAAUGCAACAAUCCUGAUAAAACAUCACAGAUUGGUAAAAUUCAGCUUUUAAAGAAGUUUGACUGAUUUAGUGAGCUAUGCUGGCCCACAUUAGAAGAACUUUUGCCAAUGCAAGAGUUGUAAGGCAUCUCUCUACAUUUGUACGUUCAGAGUUUGGAAAGAAAGCCAAACCAUGGAGAUGGGUGAUGACAGGCGUGGCAGGCACAUCUCUGACCAUGGUGGCAUUGUAUAGUGGUAUGAGACCCAGGGGUGUGCUGGCAGCAACUUUACUGGACAACAAGGACUGGAUGUCUUCCCCCAUCACUGACCCUAAAGAAAUGGAGAAGAAUCCGGACCUUAUGAGAAUCAAAAUGGAGAUGAUGAUAAUGGAUAUUCAGCGUGUGUUCUGCAGGGCUCUUGAAGCAGAGGAAGAUGGGAAGAAAUUUCAGGUGGAUAAAUGGUCCCGAAAAGAGGGAGGUGGAGGUAUUACCUGCGUGUUACAAGAUGGUCGCGUGUUUGAAAAAGCUGGUGUCAACAUCUCUGUUGUCACUGGCAACCUGCCCCAACAGGCUGUUCAACAGAUGAAGUCAAGGGGAAAGACACUUUCAGGGAAAAAUUUGCCCUUCUUUGCCACAGGAAUCAGUAGUGUUAUUCACCCUAGGAACCCCAACGUUCCGACGGUGCAUUUCAACUAUCGCUACUUUGAGGUGACCGAUGAGGAGGGAAAGAAGCACUGGUGGUUUGGAGGGGGCACCGACCUCACGCCCUACUAUCUGGAUGACGCUGAUGUGGAGCAUUUCCACAAGACCCUGAAGCAAGCCUGUGACAAGCACAGUACAAGCUACUACCCGGACUUCAAGAAGUGGUGUGACUCGUACUUCUUAAUUCCGCACAGAGGUGAGACCAGGGGCGUGGGUGGAAUAUUCUUUGAUGAUCUGGAAGACGGGGACCCAGAGGAUCUCUUCAAGUUUGUAUCGGAUUGUGCAGCCGCCGUUACCCCUUCAUAUCUUCCACUUGUGAAGAAAAACAAAGAUAAAGCAUAUGGAUAUAAAGACAGACGCUGGCAGUUACUGAGAAGAGGUCGGUACGUGGAGUUCAACCUUAUCUAUGACAGAGGCACCAAGUUUGGUCUUAACACACCUGGGGCCAGAUACGAGAGCAUCCUUAUGUCCCUGCCACUAAAUGCUAGCUGGGAGUAUUGUCACAAGCCCGAGCCCGGCUCAGAAGAGGCCCGACUGACAGAGGUGUUACAGAACCCCCGGGACUGGGUGUAGAUCCAGGGGUGUGGAUGUCCAUUGUUGAUGCUACCAUCAUGCUUAGCUGCUACGUUCAUUCUAUGCAUUGAUCAAUCAAUUGUGGUUGGCCUGAUUUGAUUGUUAUAUAAUAUACUCACUUAUUUGUCGGUGUAAAUGUCUGGGCUUUGUUUAAAGUAAGCAGGCAACAUCUCCAUAUCACAGUUUCUCCGACAGGUAUUCAAUUGAAACUUGUCAUAUGUGUCUUGUUGUGUGAAAAUUGGGCAAAAUGCAUCUGUGUAAAGUG
Dreissena polymorpha is the source of this 2014-nucleotide messenger RNA. RefSeq names its product oxygen-dependent coproporphyrinogen-III oxidase-like. The transcript has 13 exons. Gene Ontology annotation, cellular component: cytoplasm; mitochondrial intermembrane space. NCBI's taxonomy places the organism in Eukaryota, Metazoa, Mollusca, Bivalvia, Myida, Dreissenidae. The record is from RefSeq and is a predicted model, not a curated record. The coding region runs from base 574 to 1749 and encodes 391 amino acids. Gene Ontology annotation, molecular function: coproporphyrinogen oxidase activity.